Messenger RNA from Penicillium brasilianum, 1086 nucleotides. The record is from the annotation of a GenBank genome assembly. NCBI's taxonomy places the organism in Eukaryota, Fungi, Ascomycota, Eurotiomycetes, Eurotiales, Aspergillaceae.
AUGUAUAACACCCAUUCAGAUAUUUGGGUUGCUGGCGCAUUUGCCGCAGUUGUCGUUGACUUCAUCGUCUAUCCAGUCGACACACUCAAGACUCGCAUCCAAUCUCCCAACUAUGAGAAAGUCUUCAAAGAUGCCCGCACAGGCGCGGUGCGACGAGAAGUCCUCUUUCGCGGAUUAUACCAGGGUGUCUGGAGCGUCGUAUUCUCCACAAUACCAUCAUCAGGAGCAUUCUUUACUACAUACGAAGCUAUAAAAUGCGCCUUACACGACUCCUCCACCAGAAGCAAACACGCUGGUAGCAAGUCCGAGUAUUUCACGCAAUCUUCGAAAACGGGCUUUCGCCUCCCAUUCACACACUCCCUUCCAAGCCCGAUUAUCAACGCAAUCGCUUCUUCAACAGCCGAGGCUGUGUCGUGCUUCAUGCUCACACCGGCUGAAGUACUAAAGCAAAACGCGCAAAUGGUUAACACUACUGCCAGCGCAUCGAAUACCAGAGGAAAAACGACUAGUGUCAGCGCCAUGCGCCAGGUCCUGUCCCGAUUCAAGGACCACCCAUGGAGGUUGUGGAAUGGGUACUUUGCAUUACUUGGACGGAAUCUUCCGUUUACGGGUCUUCAAUUCCCGAUGUUUGAGUAUGUCCGGUCACACGUUAUUGACCGGUAUAGACGACGGAAAGCUGCCAAGGUGAUCGCCUCGGGUGGUGAUAGUAAGCAGGCAUAUAGUCAGCGUGAUCAGCUUCUCGAGAGAGCUGGGUUAACUGGGCUUUCUGCGUCGGUGUCUGGGUCUAUUGCUUCGGUUGUAACUACACCUAUAGACGUGGUUAAAACGCGCGUGAUGUUGUCUGCGAGUGAGAAUACGGGCGGAGAGUCGGGGGCUGCAGCGCAUGGGGCUGGUAAAGGCUCGAGGAACGGUGCUUGGGCUGUUGGGAAGCAGAUCAUACGCGAUGACGGGAUACGUGGGCUGUUUAGAGGUGGGCUGAUUCGCAGUGUUUGGACGGCUGUGUCUUUGAGUCUUUAUCUUGGGUUGUAUGAGGGCGGGCGGUUCUAUCUUGAGAAUCGGCGUUAUAGACUUGAAGAGGAUACAUAG